Messenger RNA from Rotaria sp. Silwood2, 423 nucleotides. The record is from the annotation of a GenBank genome assembly. Lineage: Eukaryota; Metazoa; Rotifera; Eurotatoria; Philodinida; Philodinidae.
AUGAAAGGUGCUGACAUCGGUGUAGGAUGGGUUGACCAGAAAGGCAGUGUAUAUAUUCAAGAUCGCUAUGCAUUCGCCAAUGAACGUCCUAUGGUUGAUAAUACCACGAUUGAUUGGUUUGCUCUUCAAGGUCGUGAAAUGAGUGGAUGGACAGUCAUUCAAUUCAAACGUUUACUAGACACUUGUGAUCUCAUGGAUGUUCCAAUCAAGUCUGGUACUAAUAAUCUUAUUUUUGCUUAUGGUCUUGCCGAUCCUACUCCGUCAGAAUCAAAUGGUGAAAUCUCUUAUCAUGAAAAUCGACGUGGUUCACGUGCUCUUUCUCUUCGAUCAUAUGCUGAUCCACCAACUGAAGACAUAUUUGCUGGACUUGACUACUUCGAUUUUUGUUUGAAUAAUGCAUGUCACAUUUCAAUGUCUUAUUAA